UCAAAUAGCCAUGAGGAGGAAGAAACCAAAUAUUCUCUCCCAUUUCUCUCUAUUAAAUCACAAAUUUAGAGGGAAAAACAAUAAUUGCUCGUGUAAGUUUAUUAGACUCUUGUUCUUCCUUGUCAUGGUGAUGAUAUCGCAGCUUCCUAGUUUCAACCCUGUAAAUCUCCAAGUCCAGGCAAAGCUUUCCAUUCUUGAAUUGAGUCAUAAUCGUCGAAAAUGUUUAUCAAAUUUAUCGUCCCCUUCACGAAGCCUAUUCGUAUCGAAUUCCCAGCAACCUCAAUAUCCCAUCUCAUUAUCCCCUCCAGUAAAUCAGAGUGUUGCAGCCAUUGUGUUUGGAGACGGAUCAGAGUCGAGGCUCUAUCCAUUGACAAAGAGAAGAUCAGAAGGAGCAAUUCCUAUAGCAGCAAAUUAUAGGAUCAUUGAUGCAGUUGUGAGCAACUGCAUUAACAGUAACAUAAACAAGAUAUAUGCCAUUACACAAUUCAACUCUACAUCUCUCAAUUCUCACCUCUCAAGAGCUUAUAAUGGACUAGGCCUUGGCAGAGAAGGCUUUCUUGAAGUGAUUGCAGCUUAUCAGAGUCCUGAAGACCAAGGCUGGUUUCAGGGAACUGCUGAUGCUAUGAGAAGAUGCUUGUGGGUACUGGAAGAGUUCCCGGUAUUGGAGUUUUUGAUCCUUCCUGGCCACCAUCUCUACAAAAUGGACUACCAGAAACUAAUAGAAGCGCACAGGAGUAGCCAGGCAGAUAUAACCAUUGCAGCUUUGGAUUAUAUUAGAGAACCAGACCCAGGUUUUGGCCUAUUGAAAGUGAAUUCACAAAAUGAAGUUGCAGAGUUUAGCUUGAGAUCAGAGAAGGAGCCAAGAAUUGCAACCUCAGUAAAAAGCUCCAGAAAAUUUAAUGAUUCUGCAAAUAGAAAGUUGUCCAGUAUGGGGAUCUACCUAGUUAAUAGACACGUUAUGACAAAGCUUCUAGACACUUACUUUCCCAAGGCAAAUGACUUUGGAACUGAAGUGAUACCUGGUGCGAUAUCCACUGGAAUGAAGGUUCACGCUUAUCGGUUCGAAGGAUACUGGGAGGACUUGAGUAGCAUUUCAGCAUUUUAUGAAGCAAGCAUGCAAAUCAUAAAGAGAUCAAACAUGGGAUAUAACUUCUGUGAUAUAGACUCUCCUCUGUACACCAUGCCGCGCUAUCUCCCUCCAACUACCAUAACUGAUGCAGACAUAACAGAUAGUGUUAUUGGAGAUGGUUGCAUUCUCAAUAGGUGCAAGAUCAAAGGAACAGUAGUUGGCAUGGGGACAAGAAUUGGAGAUAGAGCCAUAAUUGAAGAUUCAGUGAUCAUGGGCUCUGAUUACCAAAUAAAGCAUAUUCAGAAGAGUGGAAUUGAUGUGAAGGGCAUGGAUAUUCCAAUAGGAAUUGGUGAUGAUACUCAGAUAAGGCAAGCUCUAAUAGACAAGAAUGCAAGAAUUGGCAGAAACGUAAUGAUCAUUAAUAAGGACAAAGUGCAAGAAGGCAGCAGGGAAGCUAAUGGGUACAUAAUCAGUGAAGGAAUAGUGGUUGUCCUACAGAAUGCAGUGAUCCCAGAUGGCAGCAUUUUAUGAUUUUAUUAAGCAUGUUCAUUGUUAUUUUUCUCUGCUUGAUUCUUUAAUAAUUAAAUCACCAUAAUUAUGUAGUUUCAGAAUUGAAAUGUACAUACUCAGAAGAGUACAACUGAAGAA
This is a messenger RNA of Hevea brasiliensis (rubber tree), 1717 nucleotides long. Its product is annotated as inactive glucose-1-phosphate adenylyltransferase small subunit 2, chloroplastic. Gene Ontology annotation, biological process: glycogen biosynthetic process. Lineage: Eukaryota; Viridiplantae; Streptophyta; Magnoliopsida; Malpighiales; Euphorbiaceae. The transcript is spliced from 9 exons. Bases 11 to 1600 code for a protein of 529 amino acids. Gene Ontology annotation, molecular function: glucose-1-phosphate adenylyltransferase activity. The record is from RefSeq and is a predicted model, not a curated record.